This is a messenger RNA of Seminavis robusta, 3331 nucleotides long. Lineage: Eukaryota; Bacillariophyta; Bacillariophyceae; Naviculales; Naviculaceae. The record is from the annotation of a GenBank genome assembly.
GACUCGACUCCGGCUCUACGCAACAUCAACCCUCCACAAAACAACCGCUUGGUGAAUGCUUGUUGCUCUGUCGCCCUUCUUUUAUAAGAACGAUACAACUAAGAGCAAACCAUGACGAUUUCAUCGCUUCUCUCUUUCACCUUGAUCCUGCUCCUCGUUUCGGUGGCAGCUGCCUAUCCUCUGCGUCCCAUUGGACAAACCCUUGUUGGACGCCUUCCUCAUGAUGGUCGCGAUCGCGCGACGUCGUCCUUGCGCUUUUCUCAUUCAAUCAAGAUGUCCGACGAUGGGCGUCGCUUGCUGGUUGGUGCUCCCAGCAAGGAAGGAGGCUCCGUCUUUCUCUAUGAACUGGGAGAGGAGACAAUGUACAACUUUGGGAACAGCCGAUCUCAUACCAGCGGUGAAAAGUCGUACCGUUGGAAGCUUCUCCAACAACUCCAGGGCGAAGUGGACGAGCCAAUCGGUGACAGUAUCGCAUUGAGCCAUGAUGGACAGACUCUUGCAGUCGUCCGCUAUGAUUCUCGUCAUAGCGAUGUGGAGGUGUACCGCUACAAGGACGAAACCAAGCAAACAAUCAUGAUGGGAAGCCCUGUCAACACUUGCAAUGGAGACCGCUUGUUGACUCACAAGGCCGUUCAUUUGGGCUAUACUGACUUGAAUUCGCAGUCCUUUCCCGAUACUACCUGGCUGGUUGUGAGUUGUGAACACGAGGCGGGUCGAGUCGAUGUCUUUCGGUACGACGAGAGUGCCCAAGACUGGCAGCUCUUUGUCGUGAUUCAUGGUGACGACGGCUUCCGAGGAACUCGCUUUGGUUGGGCUUUGGAGUUUGUUCCAGCAGAAACACUGCCCUUUGACCCAAGAGACGAGCCACUGUUCCUUUUGGGUGUUGCCUCGCCAUUCUACAGCAAUAGCACUGGCCUCGUCCAGCUAUUCAGCGUAGAUCUGUUCGGGGAAUGGUCCGAACACUCGCGGUUCGAGGGUCUAGCGGACGGCGACCUACAUGGAUAUAGUUUUGCCAUGAGUUCCAAUAAUGAUCCAACUGUUGCGAUUGGGGCUCCUGGGGCCAACCGAAGCAAAGGUCGUGUGGAGGUCAAACGGUGGAUGCGCGGUGGGUUCCACUUACCACGAGACUGGCACUUGCUUGAUGAGGUUAUGCUAGGAUCGGCAGAAGGGGAGAGCUUUGGCCGCGCUGUCGCCAUCGCAAAUGACGGCUCUCGCGUUGCGGCUGCAUCAAUCCACAACUCGGGAUAUUUUCGGGUCUACGACUUGGCAGGAGGAGAACUGUCAAUGGUCGGACAGGUUUCGGGUGGUCACGCCGAGGCAAGCUUUGGAUUCGAUAUCGCCAUGAAUGGGAGAGGCUCCCUUGUGGCUUCCGGUGAUGUUGAACAUCGCGAUGCCGAAGGAAACUCAGUUGGAAGAGUUCGCGUCUUCCUGGACCAGACUCCGUAUUGUGGUGUACCUGCGGAACAACCAUUCCUAGCGCGACAACGAUGCCAAGAGCAAAUUCACGUACCCAAUCGAGCGGAAUGCAACCGUCUGUUCAGCUACGAGUUGCAAGCAGGGUGCGUCUGGAUUGGGCAAGACGAUGGGUUGCCUUUUUUCGAAGAGCCCCUUCAGAUUGGACUGGAGAGCUCAAAUCCAAGUGGUGUUCCCAGCGCAAUCCCAAGCGAAGUUCCCAGCAGCAACAGCCCAAGCCAUGUCCCCAGCUCUUCCCCGAGCGUCCUUCCAAGUGAGGUUCCCAGUUUCGCUCCUUCAGUGGAUCCAACAGAGGGGCCUAGUUUGGCUCCUUCAAACCCAACUAUUGCCAACGGUCCCGUCCCUUCCCCCCACGCAACGCAUGAGCCUACUAACUUGUAUCCAUUGGCUAGUGCUACAAGUGAGCCUUCCAACUGGAUGCCUUCAUUGGCUCCAACUGCCAAGUCUAGCUGGAUUCAGUCUCAUGUUCCAUCGCACAGCCCCUACGAUCAGCCGAGGGAUGAACCAAACCACGCACCAAGCUCAGGCACUUCAGGUGGGGUAAAGGUUCACGCUUGCUUCUGCGACGAAGAUGGUUUCUGCAUUGAAAAAUCUUUCUCGGCGACUUCGUCCCUUGACGAGACUGAUUUCUGCAUCUUUGUCGAUGGCGGUGGCGUGUUUCGCGAUCUUGAUAUGCUGAGUCUCAAGCUUGAGUAUGCCACGGCUGAGAACGGCACAGCUAUUGAAGCCUUGUCAUUCAGCGAAGAUUCCUCCAAGGCCUGCUCUGAAACCACCUGUGCCCUGCGAUCUCGACUUGAGUACGCUUUCAACGAUUCGAACGACGUCCCGGCUAGUCUUGCAUUAUCCAUGGCCAUGAAAGUGACGCCAAAGGGAGCCGGUCACCGCAACUUGCGAGCUUCGGCUUCAGUAGAGUAUGAGGAAACCUUCCUAGUGACGGUUGACGUCUAGGUACCUAUCAUUGAAUUUCAGUUUGUGCAUAAACUAGUCAAUAAAUUGUGAUUUCACCAACUCUAGCUACCGGUACCGUCCGCUAGCUAGGUACAAACUGAAGAAUAAGUUGUUUUGUUGUAUUGUCCUGUUUGCCAUAUCUGUACCGUACCGGUACGGCGUUUUAGGAGAGCAUGGAGGACACUCGUUCCGUAAAGGCUGUAAGCGUGAUCCCCAAAAGAAUCAAUGCGGUUGCAGCCAAUACUGGGUUAUCACCAGAGUUCCAUUUUGCUUUUUUCAGGAUAGGCAAAGCUGGUUCCUUCUUCUGAGAACCGGUAGCAUUAUUUCGCUGUUCUAACCAAUCCGUAAAGAGCCACUCUUCGAAUUGUCGUUCGCCAGAUGCAUCUUCUAAUUCUUCCAGGUAUUCCUUGACGUCUCCUUGUCGCUUCGACAAAGCCAACUUUGUGCGACUAGUCGGUACCACUUGAUUGGCCCAAACCCAAGUUGCGGCCGCUGAGGCAAGUACAACAGCACCGAUCCCAAGCAAGGCAGAAGUAUCUGGCAGUAUGGGUUCAAAUUCCUUUGUUGUCGAUGAUGUGGCAGCAGCGGUUGCCAAGCUGUUGACAAGACUUGUUGUGGCAGCCGAUGCUUCCACGUGCGAAGAUGAAUCUACCGGAAACACCUUUAGACCAGUGAUGGUUGACUGAUGGGCCGUUUGCCGCAGAGCAGAAGCCGUAGUGGUAAGGAAAGCAGCGCAAGUCAUGGUCGACUUACAGAAGCUACAUCCCAAACAAUGAUUAGCAUGAAGCAAUACAUGUACAUGUACGAGCAGGCCUCUCGAUCCUCGUGAUGACUCACAACGAAAUCGAAGCUGACGUCACUUUGUGAGGGAUUGACAAUCAACCGACGUGCAAAUCCCACCUAACCUUAG